This is a messenger RNA of Macrosteles quadrilineatus (aster leafhopper), 1726 nucleotides long. RefSeq names its product lipase 3-like. NCBI's taxonomy places the organism in Eukaryota, Metazoa, Arthropoda, Insecta, Hemiptera, Cicadellidae. The record is from RefSeq and is a predicted model, not a curated record. Gene Ontology annotation, biological process: lipid metabolic process. Gene Ontology annotation, molecular function: hydrolase activity, acting on ester bonds. The transcript is spliced from 8 exons. Bases 160 to 1680 code for a protein of 506 amino acids.
AUGUUCAAAUUUGUGUGCACAGGAGAGACUAAAUUGAGUACUUAAAUGGGUGUAAAUUCAGUGUGUUACUAUACGUUGUGACAGAUUAGUAAACGAUUAGGUUGGUGUGCUAGUUUAUGUUGUUAAAUUUGCAAGGGUUAUCAGAUUGAGCUGUAUGUAAUGGUGGUAAAUAUUCUUAGUUUACUUUGGAGGUUAAGCUUAGUGUUUGUGACAAUUUGUGUACUUGAAACCUUAGGCGCAAGAUCUGAGUUUUCACGGCCAGAUGGAAGAGCAAAUAAUUUACAUAACAUAUUAACUCUGGUCACAAAAUGGGGUUACCCAAUAGAGAAUCACGUAGUGACUACCUCUGAUGGGUAUUCGCUGACGUUAUUCCGUAUCCCAAGUCUAUUUGAAGACCCCAAAAAGUCGCCGGUGUUCUUGCAGCACGGAUUGGUAUCUUGCGGAGGGGUCUUUCUCGCCAACAAACGAAGCCUGGCUUAUUCCCUAUAUGUGGAAGGGUAUGAUGUUUGGAUUGGGAACGCCAGGGGCACCCAAUUCAGCCAACACCACAGAAAACAUCUUACUAAUACCAAAGAGUUCUGGGAUUUCAGUUUCCACGAGAUGGGAAUAAAAGACGUCCCGGCAGUCCUACAAUUCAUCAGGGCGAGAACCGGGAAGUCCAAAAUCCACUAUAUUGGGCACUCUAUGGGCACUACAAUGUUUCUGGUCAUGGCCUCACUUCUUCCUGAAGAACUCAAUCACAUCGACACCGUCACCCUGAUGGCUCCAGUUGCCGUGCCAAAACAUAUGGCCGCGUUUGCUUCGAAAAUCAAAAGGCGACUUGCCUACUUUACAGUGAAAAAUCUUCGAAACAUCGGAAUGCAGAGGCAUAAACAACAAAAGUGGCUUGGCAGAUUUGUGUACAAAACGUGCGAAGCUAACAACUUUGUUGGAAGGAUGUGCAAAAAAAUCUUUUGUGAUUCUCAAAAUGAGGUUCUUGUGGCACAAGUCGUCUUAAAAGAAGAUGAAACUUUAAAAAACACACGUGAAAGUGGCGAAAUUGAGGAAAAUAAUGAAACAAUUGAAAGUGUAGCGGGACCUAUUAGAAUCUUAAGGGAAGGACCUAUUACAGUGGACAAAGUAUGUUACCCAAGUAAAUUCGACCAUGCCAAUGCAGAAGAGGCCAUUGAGUACUUUUUUGACGGGACAUCGUGGAAAACUCAUCAGCAUUUCCUUCAGGUCAUCGAGGCAGGAAGAUUCCAAAAAUUUGAUUAUGAAAAAGACAAUCCGAAAGAGUACGAUGGACGAACUACGCCUGAUAUUUAUCCUAUAAAGAAUAUAAAAAAACGAAUUUACCUUAUGUCAGGAGGCAAAGACACCGUAGCUCUAACCGAGGAUGUCAGAUGGCUCCAUGAUCGUUUGCAAGAUUCAUGGUUGAUAGAGGAAGGUUUCCAAGAGUUCACCCAUGAUUCGUUCCAUCUCGGAGAGGAUGUUCAGCGAGUGUUCAUUACCGUGUUGCGAAUCAUUCACUCCUCAGAGGCUGGUGUGGAACCGAGUGGCUUACCGGAGAAUGUAGUAAAAAGGAAGGUUCCUCCCACCGAGGAUUCGGAGCCUGGAACCAUCCAGAAGAAAACAACAAAAAAAUGGUUUUCUUGGAGUAAAAGUUCAUCUAAGCUCGAUGAAAAUCCUAAAGGAAUUUAACAAUUGUUCACCCUUACUUAAAAACUUUCACAAUGUUGAUGUUAUC